CUGAAGAAUACUUGCCGAACUGUUAACGGUACAGGGAAUAGCCGGUCAGGCAACCGUCCAGCCUCCCCUCACACUGGAAAGUCACGGAGCUCCCGCCACUUCCAGGGAUAAAGUUACAGAAACGAUGUCCAGCUCGCCGCUGUCCAAGAAGCGUCGCGUGUCAGGAUCAGAGACGAAGACGGGAUCCCAUUGCUCCUCCUCUAACUCUGUCAGAACUGAACUGUCACACACACCAGCUAACGGCAUGGCUAAGAAUGGAAAUGAUGCUGAGAUCGACGAGGGCCUGUACUCCAGACAGCUGUACGUGCUGGGUCAUGAUGCUAUGAAGCGUAUGCAGAGCUCUAAUGUUCUUAUCUCGGGACUGCGAGGUUUAGGGGUAGAGAUCGCUAAGAAUGUCAUUCUGGGUGGAGUCAAAAGCGUCACCCUGCACGAUCAGGGAGUGGCCGAGUGGAAGGACCUUUCAUCACAGUUUUACCUGCGUGAGGAGGAUCUUGGGAAGAACCGUGCUGAUGUCAGUCAGCCUCGACUGGCAGAACUGAACAGUUAUGUGCCUGUAACCUCCUACACUGGCACCCUCACCAAUGAAUACCUGACCAAAUUUCAGGUUGUUGUGCUCACCAACUCUAGUCUUGAUGAACAGACACGUAUCGGGGAAUUUUGCCACAGUAAUGGCAUCAAGUUGAUUGUGGCAGACACACGUGGACUGUUUGGGCAACUGUUCUGUGAUUUUGGGGAGGAAAUGAUAGUAUUCGACACAAACGGAGAACAGCCAUUGAGCGCCAUGAUCUCAAUGAUCACAAAAGACAGCGCUGGUGUGGUUACGUGUCUGGAUGAAGCACGGCACGGAUUUGAGAGCGGAGACUAUGUCACUUUCACAGAAGUGCAGGGCAUGACGGAACUUAAUGGCUGUGAUCCAGUAGAGAUCAAGACACUGGGUCCUUACACUUUCAGCAUCUGUGACACCAGCUCAUUCUCUGACUAUGUGAGAGGUGGUAUUGUCACACAAGUGAAGAUGCCCAAGAAGAUUGCCUUUAAAUCCCUGUCCUCCUCCAUGGCCGAACCAGAGUUCUUGCUGACUGAUUUUGCCAAAUUUGAUCGUCCAGGCCAACUCCACGUGGGCUUUCAGGCACUGCAUGCAUUUGAGAAGAAGCACAGUCGUCUGCCAAAGCCCUGGAAUCAGGCAGAUGCGGAUGAGCUUAUGACUCUGGCUGAAGAGGUGAAUGCUGCACAGACAGGAUCUGCCAAGCAAGAGGAGCUGGACCAGGCAGUCAUAAAAAAGCUGGCCUGCGUGGCUGCUGGAGACCUGGCACCCGUCAAUGCCUUUAUUGGUGGGCUUGCUGCCCAGGAGGUUAUGAAGGCCUGCACAGGGAAGUUUAUGCCCAUCAUGCAGUGGCUGUAUUUUGAUGCUUUGGAGUGCUUACCUGAGCCUGAGGAAGUCAUUCUUACAGAGGAAGAGUGUGCUCCUAGGAACUGCCGGUAUGACGGCCAGAUUGCCGUCUUUGGGUCCAAGCUGCAGGAGCUGUUAGCCAAGCAGAGAUAUUUUCUGGUUGGUGCUGGAGCCAUUGGCUGUGAGCUGCUGAAGAACUUUGCUAUGAUGGGCUUGGCCAGUGGUGAAGGAGAGGUCAUAGUCACUGACAUGGACACCAUUGAGAAGUCCAAUCUCAAUCGACAGUUCCUCUUCAGACCCUGGGAUGUCACGAAGAUGAAGAGUGAGACUGCUGCUGCGGCAGUGAAGCAGAUGAACCCGUCAGUCCGUAUCACUGGUCACCAGAACCGUGUGGGACCGGACACGGAGAAGGUCUAUGAUGAUGACUUUUUUGAAUGCCUUGAUGGAGUGGCAAAUGCUCUUGACAAUGUAGAUGCCCGUAUGUAUAUGGAUCGGAGGUGUGUGUACUACCGUAAGCCAUUGCUGGAGUCUGGUACUCUUGGCACCAAAGGAAACGUGCAGGUGGUCAUUCCCUUCAUCACAGAGUCCUACAGCUCCAGCCAGGAUCCUCCAGAGAAGUCCAUUCCUAUCUGCACACUCAAGAACUUCCCAAAUGCAAUCGAACACACCCUACAGUGGGCUCGUGAUGAGUUUGAGGGACUGUUCAAGCAACCUGCUGAAAACGCCUUGCAGUAUCUGACAGACUCAAAGUUUAUGGAGCGCACACUGAAGCUCCCUGGAGCUCAGCCGCUGGAGGUGGUGGAAUCGGUUUACAAGAGUCUGGUGACAGACAGGCCACGCAACUGGGAUGACUGUGUAACCUGGGCCCGCAACCACUGGCAGUGUCAAUAUAACAAUAACAUCCGUCAGCUGCUGCACAAUUUCCCCCCAGACCAGCUUACAAGCUCUGGGGCGCCAUUCUGGUCAGGUCCAAAGAGAUGUCCUCAUCCAUUAGAAUUCAGCACUAACAAUGAUCUUCACAUGGACUACAUUUUGGCAGCAGCUAACUUGUAUGCCCUGUCAUACGGCCUGCCAUCCUGCAAUGACCGCUCAGCUCUGACCAAGCUUUUGCAGGAUAUUAAAGUGCCUGAGUUCACACCCAAGUCAGGAGUCAAGAUUCACGUGUCUGAUCAGGAGCUGCAGAGUGCCAACGCAUCAGUCGAUGACUCGAGGCUCGAAGAGCUGAAGACACUGUUGCCUUCUUUAGAAGCAUCUUCUCAAUUCAAGCUCUGUCCUAUUGAAUUUGAAAAGGACGAUGACACAAACUUCCACAUGGACUUCAUUGUAGCGGCAUCUAAUCUGAGAGCAGAGAACUAUGACAUUCCUCCUGCAGACAGACACAAGAGCAAACUCAUUGCUGGAAAAAUCAUUCCAGCCAUUGCCACAACAACAGCCGCUGUUGUAGGUCUGGUGUGUCUGGAGUUGCUGAAGAUCGUUCAGGGGCACAAGAAGCUCGAGUCCUACAAAAAUGGCUUCAUGAACCUUGCUCUGCCUUUCUUUGCCUUCUCCGAGCCUAUAGCUGCCCCCAAGCACAAGUACUACGAGAUUGAUUGGACACUUUGGGACCGUUUUGAGGUGAAGGGCAUUCAGCCUAAUGGAGAGGAAAUGACACUCCGGCAGUUCCUGGAUUAUUUCAAGAAUGAACACAAACUGGAGAUCACGAUGCUCUCUCAGGGAGUUUCUAUGCUCUACUCUUUCUUCAUGCCUGCAGCCAAACUCAAAGAAAGACUGGAACUACCGAUGACUGAGAUCGUGACCAAAGUGUCCAAGAAGAAACUGGGCAAGCAUGUCAAAGCACUAGUGUUUGAGCUCUGCUGCAAUGACGACACAGAAGAAGACGUAGAGGUGCCCUAUGUCAGAUACACCAUCCGCUGACAGGGCUGAUGGGUAGGACAGGGGACAGACUAGAGGAGGGAGAGGGCGGCCCACUGGGGAUGGGAGUGCAUCAGUAUGCUUGGAGAGCCCAAAUCAAAUCAAUUGGUUUUAUUUUAACCUGAUGCUCAAGUAUUAUCUAUCAAUAACCUCUUUUACCCUGCCGGUCGAGCUCUUUAAGGUCUAAUUCAGUCAGGUUGGUCAUGUUCAGGAAAUGGGGAGCAUGUGAAGUUUUGGCUGUAACUUAUUUAAGCUGGUUUUUGUAACGCACAGCAUCAGUGUGUGAAUUUUAUCAUCACUCCCUUUCUGUGAAUCCUCUUUCUCACACCGGUCCUCAUGUGGGCAGCACCAUCUUGAUUUGUUUUCCUGAAUAAAAUAUUGACUGAUGCCAAAAAAAAAUGAGUACAAAUGGAAAAGAUGUCAAUGAUGUUUGCUUAAAUAGAUUUUUCAAAUCAUCGCCUUGGCUUGAUGUCACCUUAAAUGUAACUUGAAAUGCGCUCUUAUUGGCCAAGGUUUUGGAGCAACGUACUGAACUCCUGUUCUCCCAUUGGCCCAGUGGGAACCUCCCUUUGCCUCUCUGGCUUCUGUAUGGGGUGGGUACAGGAACUUGCACAUAACUUUUUGUUUUGUUUUUCCCUCAUUUUUUUAUUUUUAUUUUUUUGGCAGAAUUCUGGUGUACACCUUGUAGAACAUAACCUCUGUAUUCUUUCUACUUUGUUAAACUCCAAAAAAAGACAUUACAGUCUAAAACACAUGAUUUUACUCUGUAAUGGGAGCACUUAGUGUGUUAGUGAAUAAAGUUGGAAACGUUUU
This is a messenger RNA of Danio rerio (zebrafish), 4111 nucleotides long. It is a transcript of the gene uba1, whose product is annotated as ubiquitin-like modifier activating enzyme 1. Gene Ontology annotation, biological process: protein ubiquitination. Gene Ontology annotation, molecular function: ubiquitin-like modifier activating enzyme activity; ubiquitin activating enzyme activity. The record is from RefSeq and is marked provisional. NCBI's taxonomy places the organism in Eukaryota, Metazoa, Chordata, Actinopteri, Cypriniformes, Danionidae.